Molecule: messenger RNA, 1983 nt
Organism: Kickxella alabastrina
Lineage: Eukaryota; Fungi; Kickxellomycota; Kickxellomycetes; Kickxellales; Kickxellaceae
Exons: 2
Coding region: 30-1901 (623 amino acids)
Source: RefSeq, a predicted model, not a curated record
UAGCUGCAUAAGUGAUAUUAAAAAGGGGGAUGCGACUUUGCUGCACGUCAGCAUCUCCGAACUUGAAUUUUUUUGGACGCAAAUACUCAAAAAAAAUUCAGACUUUUUUCCUCCCAUCCUUCAAAACUCGACAACCGAAAAAAUGGAUUAAAAUUUUUUCGUUCCAUAUUUAUCUUUAUCCCUUUGGCAUUGCAAUACUUUUCAUUUACUCACGAUUUCAUAACACCCAAAUUCACACACUCGACUCGCAAAUGGGCACGGAUUUUGAGAGGCUCAUGCAGCUGGCCGAUCGCAACAAAGCUGACAUUGAGCGCGCAGCACAGGAACGCAAGCGCCUAGCGGGCGCAAUAUCCAACAAAGACAGAAGCAGCGAGCGCGAGGCAGACGAAAGGCGAAGGAAAAGGCUGGUGGAGGAGCGCAUUCAGCAACGCGAGCAUGAUGAGAACCAAAGGCAGAAGCGCGCAAAAAUGGCGCUGGAGAGGCGCAAGCAGGAGAGGGCCGAGGCAGAGAGGGCUGAUGAGGCGCAGCGCAAGCAGACACAGCGACAGAAGCAACAGCCCAUGCAGCAGCAACAACAGCAAAAGGCGGGAUAUGCGGGUGGUAGCGGCACCGGUGCGAAGAGCAGCGUGGCCAGAAGGCCUGAGGCCAAUUCGGCUGUGGCGGGAGCGAAGAAACCGGCGGAGGCUCAGCCGGUGAGCUUCCAGGAGCUUAUGCAGAUUGCUGCGCAGAACGCGGCUGCGCCAGCGAAAAGUGCAGACAAGGCGCCGCGGACUGGCGCGCAACCCGGAUUGGGUUCCUCGAGGGCGGCGCCUUUGCCCACCAGGAGCCCAGCUGGCCGUGCUGUUUUGCAGAGUGCCAGGGUUCGGCGAGCCGGCGACCGCAGCCGGUCGCCCAGGAAAGCUGCUUGGGCUCAGUCGCCGACAGACAACAGGAGAGCCCGGUCGCGGUCGCCUGUGGAUAAAAGGCAGGCUGCGCCUGCGCCAGUCCGGAGCAGGGCCCCCGGCCUUGCGCACUGCCCUGCUCCAGUCGGCACACAGCAUGUGCGACAGCCCCCAAGGCCCACCACAACCUCGCUGACACACAGGAUGGUCGCGGGCAAGCGGCGGCCCGCAGUGCGGCAUGACCGUGCUGCUGCUGCCCCUGCGUUUGCCGAUCCAGCCGCGCCAAGGGCGCCUGGGCGGCUGCCGCCGCAGGAACAACAGCAAACCGUGCGCAAGCCGCCCGAGCGCGAGAUUGACCGCUUUGGCGUGCGUUCUGGUGCGAAUUUGGCCGCUAGAAGGCCUACGCUACCUGGCCGUGGUGCUUCGCGGGAUAGCGUCGGUGGAGCUGCUGAGCGCAGGGCCCAGCCGAGUGCUCUGGCCCCUGCGAGGGCGCGCAGUACCCGGGAUGAGCGCGACGCCCGGUCGGUCCGCAGUCCGGUCCCACGUUUGGAUGGUCGCGGUGGCCGGCCGUUAGUGCCACCAGCACUGCGUGCUGGCGAAAACAGCAGACCCCGCGGCGGUGAUCAGCGUGCACUGCCCAGGAACAACAGCGCCAUUGGAAGACCAAACCGUGCUGGUGGUGGUGGUGCGAUGCAGAAGCGCAGGCGCGAGGAAUACUACGAUGACCAUGAUGAUGAGAGCGGCUAUGACUCGUUGGACGACUUUGUGGUUGAUGAUGAGGAAGAGGGUGGUGCCAGGUAUCGAGAGGGGUCGAUUCGCAGGAUGCUGGGUGUGCAAUACAGGGAUGUCGAUGACGACGAUGACGAUGGUGAUGAUAUGGAGGUCUCGGCGUCGCAGCUGAUGCGGGAAGAGCGUAUUAGUGCGAAGAUUGGUCGACAGGAGGAUGAGGAGGAGGAGAGGCGGCAAGAGGAGGCUGAGCGUGCUCGCAAGCACCGUGUUCGUGAACGCGAAAGACGGUGAUUUUUUUGUUUUAUAUCUUUAUUAUUUAUUUUUUAUUUAACUAAUUCACAUGGAUUUGACUGGGCUCUGCCCACAAGUUUAA